AUGUCACCUUCAUCUAGAGGUAUGGGCUCUUUUCCCAAGAAGUGCACCUUUGGGGUGACUUCUGGAAAAUUGCUGGGACACAUUGUUAGUGAGCGAGGUAUAGAGGUUGAUCCAGAGAAAAUCAGAGCCAUAAUUGACAUGCCUACCCCGAGGACUGAGAAAGAGAUAAGGGGAUUCCUAGGUAGAUUGCAGUACAUCAGUCGUUUCAUUGCUAGACUGACAGACAUUUGUGAGCCUAUCUUUCGCCUUCUGAGGAAGAGUCAGCCUACAGUUUGGAAUGAUGAUUGUCAGCGCGCUUUUGAGAGGAUUAAGGAGUGUCUCCUUUCUCCUCCGGUUUUAGUGCCUCCCACACCGGGGCGUCCUUUGCUUCUAUACUUAUCAGUUUCAGACAUGGCCUUAGGAUGCAUGUUAGCUCAGCUUGAUGAUUUGGGGAAGGAGCGAGCCAUCUAUUAUUUGAGUAAAAGGAUGUUUGAGUAUGAGUACAAGUACAUUAUGAUUGAGCGCCUUUGCCUAGCAGUGGUUUGGGCCACUAGGAGACUUAGACAUUACAUGACAGAGUAUUUUGUACUCUUGGUCUCACGAUUGGACCCGUUGAGGUAUCUAUUUGACAGACCUGUUCUGACCGGUAGGCUCAUGAGAUGGCUGGUAUUGUUGACAGAGUUUGAUAUUCAUUAUGUCACGCAGAAGUCAGUAAAGGGAAGCAUUGUUGCAGAUCAUCUAGCUUCUUUGCCGAUAUCCGAUGACCGAUCAGUUGAUGAUGAUUUCCCUGAUGAGCAGAUUGUUUCAAUGACUAGUAUUACGGGGUGGCGGUUGUACUUUGAUGGUGCCGCCAAUCAGUCGGGGUUUGGCAUUGGUAUCUUAUUGAUAUCACCACAGGGUGAUCAUAUCCCCAGAUCAGUCCAGUUAGCAUUUUCUGAUCAUCACCGGUUGACGAAUAAUAUUGAAAAGUAUGAGGCUUGCAUUACAGGUUUGGAGACUGCACUUGAUCUUGGCAUUAGACAGUUGGAGAUCCACGAGGAUUCCAACUUGGUUAUAAAGCAGACUCAGGGUAUCUGGAGGACACGGGAUGAGAAGCUGAAACCCUACCAUGCUUACUUGAACCUGUUGAUUGAUAGAUUUGAUGUGUUAAGGUAUAUACAUUUGCCCAGGGCGGAGAAUCAGUUUUCUGAUGCAUUAGCCACCUUGGCUUCUCUGAUUAUGAUCCCUCCGGGGGUGAAUGUUAGGCCAUUGCUGAUUGAGACUAGGUCUGCACCAGCUUACUAUUGUCUGAUUGGAGAGAUAGAGGAUCAGAUUGAGCUGCCAUGGUAUCAUGAUAUUUAUCAAUUUAUGUCAUGCGGCACUUACCCAGAGUCAGCCUCGGUCAAGGAUAGGAGAGCAUUGAGACAGUUGGCCACCAGAUUUGUUGUUUGCGAGGAUGCGCUGUAUAGGAGAUCACCUGAUGGCUUGUUAUUAUUAUGUUUAGACCGUACAUCUGCAGAUCGAGUGAUGAGAGAGGUUCAUGCAGGGGUCUGUGGCCCACACAUGGGAGGUCAUAUGCUAGCACGUAAGAUCACGAGGACUGGCUACUUUUGGUUGACCAUGGAGACAGAUUGUUGCCAAUUUGUACAGAGAUGUCAAGAGUGUCAGAUGCAUGGAGACUUGAUACACGUGCCACCUUCUGAGUUGCAUGCACUUGCAUCCCCUUGGCCAUUUUCAGUAUGGGGUAUUGAUAUUAUUGGGAAGAUCUCGCCCAAGUCUUCCAGUAGGCAUGAGUACAUUUUGGUUUCCAUUGACUAUUUCACCAAGUGGGUGGAAGCUGCUUCUUAUGCUAGGUUGACAGCGACCAGAGUGGCCAAGUUCAUCAGAUCGCAUAUUAUCUGCCAAUACGGGGUCCCUCAUGAGUUGAUCUCAGACAGAGGGGUGCAUUUCAAGGGUGAUGUGGACACGUUGAUUCAAGAGUAUGACAUUCAGCAUCAUAGAUCGUCUGCAUACAGGCCGCAGACUAAUGGACAUAUAUCCGAGGCCGAGUGGGCCCAAUCUCGUUAUGAUCAGCUUAGCCUGUUGGAUGAGAAGAGAUUGAGGGCGGCAGAUCAUGUUCAGGCCUAUCAGAGGAAGAUGACCCGUGCAUUCAGAAAGAGGGUCAAGCCUAGGAAAUUCCAGAGAGGUGACCUUGUCUUGAAAGUCCUCAGGGGAUUGAUCAGCGACCCUAGAGGCAAGUUUAGACCGAGUUGGAGCGGGCCUUAUGUCAUCCGAGAUCUGACUCGAGAGGGAGCUGUCUGGUUGACAGACCUAGACGGAAAUCAGUUAACAGAGCUAGUUAAUGUGGAUCAGCUGAAGAAGUUUUAUGUGUGA
Vitis vinifera (wine grape) is the source of this 2331-nucleotide messenger RNA. RefSeq lists its product as uncharacterized. Gene Ontology annotation, molecular function: nucleic acid binding; RNA-DNA hybrid ribonuclease activity. The record is from RefSeq and is a predicted model, not a curated record. Gene Ontology annotation, biological process: DNA integration. NCBI's taxonomy places the organism in Eukaryota, Viridiplantae, Streptophyta, Magnoliopsida, Vitales, Vitaceae. Bases 1 to 2331 code for a protein of 776 amino acids. The transcript is spliced from 2 exons.